AAGAAGUGAGGUUAUAAAAAUUUAAAGUGAAGUUGAUAUUUUGAAAUUUCAUUCAUUCCGAUUUUAUUUUUCGUCGAAAUGUCGAAAACAAGUACCGACGUUGUAGUUGGAGAUAUUGAUAAUAAUCCUCACUGUCCACACGGACCUACUGUGUUAUUUUCGAAAGCUAGCCAGGAGGGAGUGACUCGUUAUUUCGCGUGUUCCGCCUGUAGGGAUCGAAAAAACUGCAAAUUCUACGUGCUGGAAGACCAGAGGGAUAAAUACAACAAAGCCGCCUGGGAUAAGGAGAUUGCCAAUUUCAAAAAAGACGUGCACCACCGGCAAAUGUACAUUAAUUAUCACAAAACGUUGCAAUCGAGUUCCGUUCGAUGGUUCUGCAAUAACUGCAAUAAACUGUCCUGCGAGGAGGAGCCCAAGCACCUGUCUCAUUCCGUUGUAAAGUAUCUGAGCUUGAGCGACUUGGAGCACCCUUCGAAGAUCUUGCCCCCUUUGGACGAUUCGAAGAAGGAGGCCCAGUAUCAUUUCUCUGAUUUAUCGGUGAGGGAUAUUUUGCGGAUAUUCAUGCGAUUGGGCUAUAGGAAUGUUAUUUGUAUAGGCGCUCCGAGGAUUCACGAAUGCAUCAAAAACAACCAUCCCAAUUUAAGCAGCAUUCUCUUAGAUAUAGACAAGAGAUACCACAAUUUCUCCAGCCCGUUGGAGUACUGCUGGUAUAAUAUGUUCAAUCACCAUUUUUUCUUUACAGAAGCCAAAGAUGUAUUCGAAACUUUCCUACAAACAGACAGGGGUAAAGGAAUGGUGUUGAUUACGGAUCCCCCGUUUGGUGGUCGCACGGAGAUGCUUUCAGCCACGUUUAAAAGAAUCAACGAAGAUUACAAGCGAUUAAAUAAAACCGAAAGUAAUCUACCGAUGUUUUGGAUAUACCCCUACUUUAUGGAACCCCAAAUAGUGAAUUACAUGCCGGAUUUCGCCAUGUCUGACUACAAAGUAGACUACGAGAACCACUGUUCGUUCCAGAACAGCAGACGAGGGAAAAUACAAGGGUCUCCAAUUAGGAUAUUUACCAACGUAAAUCUUAGUUUAAUUGAGCUACCUCCUAACGAGUAUAGAUUCUGCAAUAAAUGCUCGAAAUGGGUGGGCAAAGAGAACAAACACUGCGAUUCGUGCGGCGCUUGCACGUCCAAAAACGGGGAGACUUACGUGCAUUGUUAUUUGUGCAACAGAUGCGUGAAACCGGCUUGGGUGCAUUGCCAGCAGUGCAACAGAUGCGCGCAACUCGGCCACACUUGCUCCACUAUCAACUUCUCGAAGGAUUGCUUUUACUGCAAAGAAAGAGGCCACAAGCAAGCCGACUGUCCUUUGUUGUCGUCGGAUAAGAAGCCGGUGAAAAAAGGCACGACGAAGAGCGGCAAGCAGAAGAAAAGGAAACCGUCAGAACGCUGUAAUAAAUUAAAAAAGAAAUUAAAACAACAAUAAAUAUACAAAUA
Molecule: messenger RNA, 1484 nt
Organism: Phyllotreta striolata
Lineage: Eukaryota; Metazoa; Arthropoda; Insecta; Coleoptera; Chrysomelidae
Source: the annotation of a GenBank genome assembly